Papaver somniferum (opium poppy) is the source of this 450-nucleotide messenger RNA. RefSeq lists its product as uncharacterized. The transcript has a single exon. NCBI's taxonomy places the organism in Eukaryota, Viridiplantae, Streptophyta, Magnoliopsida, Ranunculales, Papaveraceae. The record is from RefSeq and is a predicted model, not a curated record. Bases 1 to 450 code for a protein of 149 amino acids.
AUGGAUCGUCUAUCUUCUCAGUAUAGAUACCCUUGGUUGCUUAUUGGAGACCUGAAUGCCACUUUGCAUUCAUCUGAAAAAGUAGGAGGCAUAAAUACUCCAAAUACAAAACAUGCUCUAGCUACUCAAUGUAUUCGUAAUUUAGGUUUCAUUUAUGUUGUCUGGUCAGGUGAUCCUUAUACUUGGUCUAACCACAGACAAGGAGAUUCCCAUAUUAGGGUUCGUCUUGAUUGUGCUUUAGCUAAUACUACCUGGCAUGAUAACUUUCCUUCAGCUCAACUGAAUAAUUUACUGACUAUAGGUUCAGAUCAUGCUCCAGUGUUUUUGAAUACGGAAGGGAAUGUUAGAAGUAGGGAUAAGCCUUUUCGUCUGUUUGAAUACUGGUUAGGACAUAAAGAUUGUAAGGCUAUCAUAAGGCUGCUUAGAAUGCAAUGCGCAAACUCAUGCUAA